Molecule: messenger RNA, 1983 nt
Organism: Lolium perenne
Lineage: Eukaryota; Viridiplantae; Streptophyta; Magnoliopsida; Poales; Poaceae
Product: flotillin-like protein 2
Cellular component (GO): plasma membrane; plasma membrane raft
Source: RefSeq, a predicted model, not a curated record
CCAGACGUUGCCUGUCUAAAUUCCGGAUCAUGCGUAAGUUGUAUGUAGAACGGACUCUAUAUACUAAGGCUGUUGAUUUCUUAUCUGCACGUGUCCAUCAAUAAUACACGCAACAACCUUCCCGUUAUAUAUAUAGGCCACAGAUCGGCUAGCUCUACGCAUCGCAGAUUCGCAGUAUUCAUCGCAUUGUUGCUGUUUAUCGUAAAGUUUGUUUCCGCCGUAGAUCGAUAACUAGUCGAAGGAGCAGCUAGAGAUCAUCGUCGGAGAAGAUGGCGAGUUUCCAUGUCGCCGACGCGUCGGAGUACCUGGCCAUCACCGGCUGGGGCAUCGAGGACGUCAAGCUGGCCAAGAAGGCGUGGGUGUUUGCCGGGCAGCAGUGCAAGAAGUUCUGCAUCUCGCCGGUGAACUACGAGAUUGACGUGCACGCCAUGAGCGCCGAGAAGCUGCCCUUCAUCCUCCCCGCGGUCUUCACCAUCGGCCCAAAGAUCACCGCCAGCGGCGGCGCGGAGGCGGACAAGAAGGAGCUCGAGAAGCAGCUCCUGCUCUACGCGAAGCUCAUCGCCCCGCUGGACACGUCCACCAGCCACGUCCAGGAGCUGGUCAAGGGGAUCAUCGAGGGCGAGACACGCGUGCUGGCCGCGGAUCUGACCAUGGAGGAGAUCUUCAAGGGCACCAAGUCGUUCAAGGAGCAAGUCUUCGAGAAGGUGCAGCUGGAGCUCGACCAGUUCGGGCUCAUCAUCUACAACGCCAACGUGAAGCAGCUGGUGGACGUGCCGGGGCACGAGUACUUCUCCUACCUCGGCCAGAAGACGCAGCAGGAUGCGGUGAACCAGGCCAAGGUGGACGUGGCGGAAGCCCGGAUGAAGGGAGAGGUGGGCGCCAAGGAGAGGGACGGACUGACCCGGCAGAACGCCGCCAAGGUGGAUGCCGAGACCAAGGUGUUGUCUGUGCGGCAGAUGGGUCAGGGGCUCAAGGAGGAGGCCAAGGUGAAGGCCGAGGUGCAGGUGUUCGAGAAUGCUAGGGAGGCGGACAUCGCUGCGGCCAAGGCCGAGCUUGCCAUGAAGAAGGCAGGGUGGGACAAGCAGGCCAAAGUGGCCGAGGUCGAGGCAGCCAAGGCCGUCGCCAUCCGGGAGGCUGAGCUGCAGAUGGAGGUGGAGCGCAAGAACGCGAUGCGCCAGACUGAGAAGCUCAAGGCCGAGCAACUCAGCAAGGCCACCGUAAAGUACGAGACACAGGUUCAAGAAUCAAAUGCACAAUUCUACAGCAGGCAGAAGGCGGCGGAGGCUGCCCUGUUCGAGCAGAUGAGGGCGGCCGACGCGCGCAAGGCGCAGGCCGACGCCAAGUUCUUCGAGCAGAAGAUGGGCGAGGACGCGAGGCUCUACGCGAAGCAGAAGGAGGCGGAGUCACUGGCUCUAGUGGGCAAGGCUAAGGCGGAGUACGUGGCGUCCAUGCUCCAGGCUCUGGGCGGCAAUUACCACGCUCUCAGGGACUACCUCAUGAUCGACGCCGGCAUGUACACGGAGAUGGCACGCAUCAACGCGGGCGCAGUCAAUGGCAUGCAGCCCAAGAUCAGCAUCUGGAGCAACGGUGGUGGCACGGACGGCACCCUGAACGGCGCCGGUGGAGAGGCUGCUGCCGGUAACGCGCUGCAGCAGAUGUCCGGGGUGUUCAAGAUGCUGCCGCCGCUACUGUCGACGGUGCACGAGCAGACGGGGAUGGGGCCACCGGCCUGGUUGGGUACGCUGCAAAAGGAUGAUGCUGCGGCCAAGGCCAACGAACUAAUCGAGUAAUUGUCGCGUACUGCGUUCUCAUAGUGUAGUACUUAUUCAUUUGCAAGUUUUUGGUUAUUCGAGUCGUCGGAUUAGUUAGGUGUUUAUUUUGCUAGCGUUUUUUUUCUAAGGUUUGCUUCAAGUACAAUCGUCUAAUGGGUUCGUAAAUUCUCAGUUGUACAAGAUUGUUAAUUUUUCUAAAGCGGUCUAUGUC